Lethenteron reissneri (Far Eastern brook lamprey) is the source of this 4611-nucleotide messenger RNA. Its product is annotated as ankyrin repeat domain-containing protein 26-like. Lineage: Eukaryota; Metazoa; Chordata; Hyperoartia; Petromyzontiformes; Petromyzontidae. The record is from RefSeq and is a predicted model, not a curated record.
AGGAGGUCAACGCGUUCCUGCAGAGCCAGGCGGUGUCCCAGGAGACGUUGGAGGGCCUGAGGUCGAUGAAUGAGUUGCACCUGAAGCGGCUGAUGGAGCAGAAGCUGCAGGAGGUGGAGGCGGAGGUGGAGAGGCUGAGGAGCAACGCCGAGGAGAGCCAAAGGGUGACGGAGCAAUUGCAGGCCGAGUUGAAGCGCUACACCAGCCUCUACCAAGAAGAGCUCAGCUGCAGGAAGGCCCUCUCUGCCAAGCUCGAGAGUGCGAACGAGAGGCUGGCAGACAUGAGCGCGCAGCUGGGGAGCGAGCGGCAGAGAAGCUCUCAGCUGAUGAGCGGUCGCCUGCUGGACAACACGGCGCUCGCCACGCUGCUGCCCAUUGCCACCACCGGCCUCCGUCAACCUCAGGGCCUCCUUCACCAACCUCAGGGCCUCUACCACCAACCUCACGGCCGCUCUCCUGGCCUCUCUCAGAGCCUCCUCUCGCACCCCGCAGACAGCCAGAACUCUGGGACUUUCAAGCAUGCCUACCACACCAAGAUGCAGCAGGAGAUGGACAGAAUCAUUUCUCGAGAGUUGUGCCAAGCCCAUGCAGAGCUGGACGGGGCAUCCCAACGAUUCUCUCCGCUGGGGGCGGCUGGCGACCCUUGGGAGCGAGACCCCGUCGCCCGAGCCACCAGCCAGUACGUGGACGUGCUGGUUGAUCGCCAUCGCAUCUGAGCCAGGGGCACAAGCGGCCCAAAGCGCUGUCCCACGUCACAACAACCCCAACGCGUUUCGGCUACGUUUUCUACGGCACGUUCGCUUUUGUUUUGUUUUUUACAGGAGUGCGGUGAUAGUGUCGUAGCUCCAAAGAGGUACAUAACGCUCGUACGCGGACUACAAUGCGAGGUGGUCUACCCUCGCCGAUUUGUGACCCCGAUCUGAAGGGAGAAUGUGAGUGAAUAAUGAUGAUAAUAGGUCUCUGCGAGCUUUCUAAAAAUGUCGCCGAUGGGUGAACAAAUCCUAACUUGCCCUCCGCCGCCAUUAUCGGGAUGCUGAACACGGGGGGUCUUGGCAUUCACGCUCAUGUGGUUGCUUGCGCACAGUGCAGUAUGUAUCUAUAUUACUUUAUAGAACAAUGUUUCAAAUCGUAGGGACCAGCAGAAGAGACGUUGCUUUCCAAUAUCGUUCUUUUCUAUUUCCUUUCCAACAAUGCAAUGUGUUUGUUACCUCAAAUGGCGUCGUGUGCAUCCCGUUUGGGUAAUCUUGAGAUUUUUCCGUGCAGUCGUCUGCUUAUAAUCAAAAUGUUUAUGCACAAUAUCUGUUUUUAACGCUAUAGUUGUAUUUAAAUGAACCGCGCAAAGUCAUCAAAUGUCAAAAGUGGUUUCCUGCUCAAGUUUACAAAUCUGGUGGUGGACACUCCACAUUCCUACGACGGGUCGAGUCGAUCCGCGGGAUAACCACUUGUCAAAAAAUGUCCCACAAACUGAUGUUCACCCUGAAGGGAUGAACUGAAUCCUCAACCCGGACUUGAACUCCCACACAUUCCAACGGCUGUGAAAGUCUCCUAAACGCUUGCUUACUUGUCAGUCGCCCGCCAUACUCGCUGCUUGCUCCAACAACCACACGUGGUUGCGUCACAGCCAAUGGUGGACACGCACGUGACCUGUAACCCAUCACCGUGGAGGUAGCGAGGGUUUGGCGGACAGUCGGAUGGCGUGAAACGGCCCCUCCAUGUGGACAUCGAGGUGGUGCCAUACCCCGGCUCACCGGGAGAAGGGGCUGUACGGCAAACGUGGACUCCACCCGUUCCGUCCGUGAUGAAUAUCAUCUGUCCGUUUGGUACGGAUCUUGUGUUGCCUCCUCGCCAUGCGUGGAUUUUCUCCGGGUGCUGCGGUCUUCUUCCACCCGUAAACGCUCAUUAAUUUGUCGAUAAGACCUUCGUAUGUAGAGGACUGCAGAGCUCGGAUGGGAAUGUGGCGCUGGCUGCUGCUGCUGCCCUUCCCACUCCGCGGUUCGUGCUGGUGUCUCCGAGUCGUUCUCUCUCUCUCUUCCAGAGUAAGUGAAUACUGCGUUACAAGUUGGCAUUGUUUUUAUUUUUCCCUUUGCACUGUGUUACUUUGAACGUUUUUUUUUAAUGGUCGGUUAUUCCUGGACUGCCGAUCGGUGCGGCGUACCACAGUGCUUUGGGACUUUGAGUCGUUGGCACUCACUCUGCCCACAAAUGGUCAACAUUAAGAUCGAUCCGCGGUGACGAUUGAUAACAUUGAACUAUCAUUCCGAUGAAACACUCCGCUUUAAGCCCGAAAAGUCCGGCUGGCAUGAUCCGUUGCUAACACGGUGGAAUUUGGGACGGAUGAGUUGGUUGACCCCAAAUGUUUAAUCGUCUUGGAAGUUUUCCGAUUUGUUUCCAGGGAAACGACACUGGUACUGAACACUAUAGGGUGCCAUACAGAGUGGUCUGACAUGUAUGCGAAUCACAUUCUUGGAACCUAAUGGUGAAAUGUGUUAAAAGUGGGUUUUCAAAGUCGCCUACACUCAGUGUGUUAAUCACACCAAGCUUUAGCCGUCCACGUGGCGCUCAUACUUGAGACAAGUUUUUACAGCUCACCUGUUCGAAGCCCCACUUUUUUUUCUGGAUUUGAUGAUUUUUACACUAAUGUUAUCGUUGGAGACGCAUUCAAAGUGUGCGAGAGAAAGUUAUUGAAACGUUGGGUUAAAUUGUCGUGCAGGGAAACAAUGCGCAUAAAGUAUUAGCCAAUCCCUUUAAGUUUACACAAUAAAAUAUCCCACAUUUGUUUUAAAAGACAUGCCGACUCUGUGUGGAUGUGAGCUACAAGGCUGUAUUUUCGCGACGGAUUUUAUUUAAACCUCGACAUUUAAAAUUGCUUCUUUAAAGAAAUUAAAGCAGCAGUGGCAAACACGCCAAGCGCUGUGAUCCACGGAGAAGGCUCAGACCAACCACCGGGAUUUAAUCCCUGUGUAGAGAAGUUCCGGAGACGCAGGUAAGUUAAGGGCUUCCGCCAGGGUUUAUUAAAGCUGUUACAAUAUUACACAGCAGGGUACACAACUCCCAGGGGCUAGGGGUCCUACUCUGAGUCCGGGUCCCUGCCGGCUAGCUCCGGUUUCUCUCUCGUGUCGGAUCGUGGAUUCUGCCAACUCCACCGAGCGGAGAGAGAAGCACCUCUACGGCUACCACCGGCUUCUCCCCAGACUCACCACUCGAUCCCUCUCUCUACCCCUGGUUCCCUCUUCACCCUGCUUACUCUACCUGCUUCCACAGUGGCCCCGCUUACAUCACGGGGUCUCCCUUAAGUGCCCUAGGAGACGUGACGUCAUCGCACUGAACGGCACACCUGACGUCACGUCCCCAUUUUACUCCUCUACACCUGUAAGGUACCAGAGCCGUCUAUUGGUACAAGUUAAUGCUUUUUGUAAAAUUUAUUCUUAGUCCGGGAUUUGUAGCUUUUCCAUCAGCCAAAAUGCGAAUUGUGUGCUGCUUUUAUGAUUUUGUUUUUGUUCCGAUUUGCGCUGAAGUUCCCAGAACAUCUUUUGCGAUCCGUCGCUUGGAUCGCGAUCCAGUGAUAGGCGACUGCCGCUUUAAACGGCGUUAAUGCAUUUUGUCUGCUGCGGUGUGCAAUGUGCAAUACUGCAGGCGUCUUUAUUAAUAGAGUUUGGAGGUUCAAACGGAGACGAGAGUUCUCUUUGAAUCACUAAACCUGUGGAGUCAAUAUUCGUGAACAGGUCCACCGACACAACACUGGUGGUGGCUAUGCACGUAGCCUGUAAUUCAACACUGGAGGCAUCGAGUAUUGGUGAAUCACACAGAUGCUGUGAAGCCCCCUUCCCGUUGGGCGUCACAGAAGGUGCCAUACUCUGGCUCGCCAGGAGAAGGUGGGACAGCAAAGUGCUGAUGAAUAUCACCUGUCCCCCUUUUGUACGGGAUCGAGUGUUGCCCCCUCACACGCGUUGGUUUUCUUCGGUUGCUCCGGUUUUCUCCCACAUGGAACACCUUCAUAUAUAGAGAACCACAGAGCUUGGGGGAGCAGGGGGGAUUGUCACUGGCUCACCGCGUGCCUGUCUUUGCAAUCGUUUUAUUUUUAUUAUUUUAUUAUUUCCCUUCUACGUGACUUUACCGAAAGAACCGAGAAGAUGAAUCCCUGCAGUCACGAAAGCUUUAAAUCGAAAAGUGAUUUUUUUUAAAUUUGUAUCGUGGUAAGCGCGUGCAAGCCCGGUGCAAAGCCGCCGAUGGUUUCACAACAACCGCAGGGAGAGGGGGACGGACAUGCGGCGCUUGAGAGCUUCACGCAAUUGGGGGAUUUCACUUUUAUUUUCAACGCUUGUAGGCUUUCGCGACCCAACAUUUACAAUUCGUAGUCAGUUUAUUUUGCGUAAGAUUGUCGUGUAGGUAGAAUGCCGCAGUUUUACUCUCCCAACACCCAACGGAGCCGGCUACAUUUUUCUUCAGUCAUCGUACGCAGCGCUUAUACUUGCAAUGAACACGUGGUUCUGUGAUGGUGGUGCGCGGUGAUGGUGGAAACGAUGACGUUAUACCUCCGCGGCGAUCUGAUACAAACGAAAUGAAUUAUUUAUUGUGAAAAAUACAGCUUAAAAAAAUAAACAUCAAAAGAGA